GCGCAUGCGCUCGAGUUCCGUGCUCUUGGAAAUGUAAGCUGUUUAUUCUAAAUGUAGUAAAUAAUAUUAUCUUAUUUACUUAAACUUCGAAAAAGAACACCCAGACGAAGGUGCUACUUGAGAACAUAGAAUUUUCAAAAUGAUUUUUAUGAGUAGGGAAUUUUAACAAGUAGUUGAUCUCCAGUGAAGAAACUCUGGAGUGGAAUGUGUCACUUAUUAUGGACAGAGUUAACAUCUCCAUGUACAAAAAAUGGGAAAAAAAGGUUGUGGACGGAUGGACGUUUUUCUCGUAGUGCUAUUGUCUCAACUGCAGUUACUGUAGGAUUUCUCCUGAUAAUGAACCUCAGCCCUCCGUUAUAAGCAGUGGGAUAUGACUUAUUGGCAUGAAUUUAGGUCAUGUCAGAUGUCACUGAAUCAAAAGAUCCAGCAUCAUCUCUGUUAUCAUCCUCAAAAUCCUGACUGAACUGCAGCUGCUGUAGGAAUUUUCUUGAAAAAUGAACAUUUGCACUCUAUAAUAAAAACUGGGAUAUGACUUACGGACAUGAAUUCAGAUAGUACAAGGCGACCAGCAGCAAAGUACACUAAAGUUGGAGAGCGCCUACGUCAUGUUAUCCCAGGUCACAUGCAGUGUUCCAUGACAUGUGGAGGUCGUGCUUGUAAAUAUGAAAAUCCGUCUAGGUGGAAUGACCAGGAACAGGCUAUCAAGGGUCUUUAUUCAUCAUGGAUUACAGAAAAUAUACUGGCAAUGUCUCGACCCUCAACUGAGGUAAUUGAGAAGUAUAACAUCAUCAAAGAAUUUCAAAGCCAUGGCAUAAGGACAAUAAUUAAUCUGCAGCGUCCUGGAGAGCAUGCUAGCUGUGGGAGUCCUCUGGAACAAGAAAGUGGUUUCACUUACUUACCUGAAGUUUUCAUGGAGGUCGGAAUUUACUUUUAUAAUUUUGGUUGGAAAGACUAUGGGGUAGCUUCUCUCACUACGAUUCUUGACAUGGUUAAAGUCAUGGCUUUUGCUCUUCAAGAAGGGAAGAUCGCCAUCCAUUGUCAUGCAGGACUUGGCCGAACAGGUGUUCUAAUAGCCUGUUACUUCGUCUUUGCAACAAGAAUGAGUGCGGAUCAAGCAAUCAUGUUUGUUCGAUCAAAAAGGCCUGGAGCUGUUCAGACCAGGGGACAGCUGUUGUGUAUUAGAGAGUUUGCUCAGUUUUUAGUUCCACUACGAAAUGUGUUUGCCAUUUGUGAACCCAAAGCUCAUGCUGUUACUUUAUCUCAGUACUUAAUUCGCCAGAGACAUUUACUGCAUGGCUAUGAAGCUCGUCAACUUAAGCAUAUACCAAAGCUCAUCUAUUUGGUUUGCAAAUUGCUGUUGGACAUUACUGAAGAUAGAAAAGUGGUAGAAGAGAAAGACCUUGAAAAUCCAGUGCUCUGUGUUGAAAUUGAAAAAAAUGUAUUUCAGUUAGGUAUUAUGAAGGUGGAUAGCGAACUAGAAAUUAAAGAUGAUGUUGGUGAAACAUUGACUGAAACAGUGACCAUAGAAUCUUUUAUUCCCAAUGACUGUAAACUGGUUAGUGAAGAGGAAUUUGACCCUCUUUGGAAAAGGCGCAAUGCUGAAUGCCUUAAACCUCUAACACACUUAACCAAAAGACUAAGUUAUAGUGACUCAGACCUUAGAAAAGCAGAGUGCCUUGUAGAUCACGGAAGAACUCCUCUAACAGGUCCUGCACAUGUCCCAUGUUCCAGUGACCUUAAGCAACAUAGUUUAUCACAAACUACUGUGAAACCAUCUUCUUUCCUUACAGAGGUUGUUGACUACUCUUUGCCAUCUCAUAGCAAACAAGAUAAUACUACAAUAAAUACACCACCCAGUGUUUGGAAUUUCUCAGCAUGCACCAGCAUAGAGGAGCAAAACGACGGAUUUCCUCUCUUCUAUAGAAGAAAGCUCCCAGAACAAAACAUUUCCAGAAGAAGCUUCCCAUCAGUAACAUCACCUACAGAUAGAUGGGAGGAAAGGGACUAUAAUAUUACUGAAAAAAGUUUACAGAUACAAAGAAAAAACAUAGAUACUGAGGAAUGUGGAAGCUGCACAGAAGCAAGUAAGCAUGCAUCUACAGUUCAGGGCAUAAAUAACAUUUCUUUGCAGGGAAGUAAGCCAAUACCACCUUUAAUUAUAGUGCCAGAAGAAUGUAAGGAGUCCAGCAUAAGAGAAGAGGACAAUAGAGAAAGUAAAACUACAUUUGAAGACAUUUCAUCAGUUACUUUACAGUCUGAACUGAAUCUUGAAUCAAGAAGGUUAUUAGCAGCUAAAGCCCUUACAACUUCUGUACAGUUUGCUGAACAAGAUGUUAAAGAUAAAGUCUUAAACUGGCAGAAAGAAUUAAAUUCCAGAGAGUCAGCCUGGGAGAGACUUUGUACUGAGAAAGAUCCAUUAAUUCUUUCCUGUUUGAUGUGGUCAUGGUUAGAGCAGUUAAAAGUACCUCUUAUAACAACAGUUGAUAUUGAAAUCUUGUCUGAGAACAUCAGUGACCCUCAAAGAGCUCUUCAGUUAUUAGAAAAGAGUCAACAUCAAACAAUACUUUGCAUUUUAAACUGCCUAGCCAGUUUGCAGGAGAUACCAGCUGAUGUGGAAGAUGCAUUUUUCACAAAUGCUAUACAUUGUUUCACCAUGAGGAGCUACAAUUCUGAAAAUGGUCCAGUGGUGUACAACAAUGUAAAAUCAGUACUGAGGCCCAUCUUAGAAGAAAAGAGAAGACAAAUAAUGACUAAAAGAAAAGAGAAAACAAUUAAAGACUAUAACUGAAAGUGUGUCUGUUUACAGAGUACCUUAAGCUAAACCCCUGAAAUGACAUUUUCUUUCUGUGUUUACUUGCCACUACAAACCUGACUUGCUAAGUUGUAAUAAAAUAUUAGACAAACUGUGAUAAAAGUGCAUUCGUGGAUCAUAGUCAUAUUUAUGAGGAUGGUGGAAUAGAUAGCUGCUGCCAUUUGAGUUUUGCCAUAGAAUGUUUACAGUACAAUGUGUGUGUGUACAUCGACAAUGAUUUGUUUAAUCAGCAACUGUGUAUUUAUUGAGUCUGAAGUAUGUGUUUACCUGUUAAAUGUACAACUUGUUUUAAAAUGUUAAUAUGUACUUACUGAGUCUGAAGUACGUGUACCUGUUAAAUGUAGCCCUUGUUUAAAAACAUUAAUAUUUGUGUUUGAAAUUAAUACUAUAAAAGUGCCAUAUUAUAA
This is a messenger RNA of Protopterus annectens (West African lungfish), 3219 nucleotides long. It is a transcript of the gene PTPDC1, whose product is annotated as protein tyrosine phosphatase domain containing 1. Gene Ontology annotation, molecular function: protein tyrosine/serine/threonine phosphatase activity. The record is from RefSeq and is a predicted model, not a curated record. Bases 542 to 2788 code for a protein of 748 amino acids. Gene Ontology annotation, biological process: protein dephosphorylation; cilium assembly. The transcript is spliced from 12 exons. Lineage: Eukaryota; Metazoa; Chordata; Ceratodontiformes; Protopteridae.